AGAAUCCUGUCCUAUGGAGCUCGGCAUGGCGGAAUCUUCGCCAUGAUAGCCGGCCUGAUCUGUGCCAUGGGCUCGGGAGUCGCACUCCCAUUGAUGAAUAUCGUCUUUGGGCAACUCGUCGGCGACUUCAACGAUUAUUUCAUUCCCGGAAAGGAAAUGAGCGAGGACACUUUCAAGUCUACGGUCAACAAAAACAGUCUCUACAUCUUGUACCUGUUCAUCGGGAAGUUUGUCUUGACUUACAUCGCCAUGUUUUGCUUCCGGUUGAUCAGUCUCCAGGCUUCGGCUACCCUGCGCUUGGAAUACACCACCUCUCUCUUUUCGCAGCCCCUGAGCGCCCUGGAUGAGAUCUCCUCCGGCACCGUUACACACGCCAUCACGUCGCUGUCCAACCAGAUUCAGCAGAGUAUCUCGGACAAACUUGCCACACUGUUCCAAGCGAUAGCCCUUCUUAUCGCAGCCUACGCUAUUGCCUUUCGCUAUUCAUGGGCUCUGACCCUCGUGGUCAGCUCGGCGAUUCUGUUUGUCGUCAUCGGGUUCAGUAUCACCGUGCCGUUUAUCAUCAAGGCACAGGCUCAUGUGGAUCAGGCGGAUGCAAAGCAUGCCUCCAUUGCCGCCGACGUGCUGAGCUCGAUUCGGACCGUACUAUCUCUGAGUGCCGAGAGACCGCUUUCUGCAAAAUAUUCCUCCUGGAUCGCCGAGGCACGGAAACGGGGAAAACGCCUGACUUUGGUCUCCGGUAUUCACCUGGGAUUGUUAAUGCUGGCGUUGUAUUCUAGCUACGCUCUCGCCUUCUGGUUUGGCCUGAAGUUGUUCCGAGAAGGCCAUAUUGAUAACAUCAAUACGGUGAUCACUGUUUUCUUUUCGGUUCUGAUCGUGGUGUCAAUCAUCGGAAAUAUCGCAAGCCCGAUCAUGGUUAUUGGGAAAGCCACGAGUGCCUCCGGUCCGUUCUUUGACAUGAUCGACGCCCAGCCGCCAUCCACUGCGGGACGGCGAGACCCGGAAGUCUCCAGCCACGCAGAUAUCGUCUUUCGCGACGUGACCUUCGCCUAUCCAACACGUCCCGGAGUCCAGGUUCUGAAGGACUUUUCUGCACGCUUUGAACGUGGCAAGACUACGGCGCUGGUGGGCCCGUCGGGUUCCGGAAAAAGCACGGUGGUUGGUUUGAUCGAGAGAUGGUACCAGGUUCAGAAGGAGACCGCUACCGAGAAAGACGGCAGUUGCGGCGAGAUUGAGGUUGAUGGCCACAAUUUGAAUGAUCUGGAUCUCCGGUGGUGGAGAAGCGAGAUCGGACUGGUCCAGCAGGAACCGUUCCUUUUCAACGACACGGUCUUGAACAACGUCGCGUUGGGAUUAAUCGGUUCCCGCUGGGAGAACGCCGAGGAAGGCGUGAAGAAAGAUCUGAUUACUCAAGCCUGUAUUGAAGUCUUCGCGGAUGAAUUCAUUCAGCGACUGCCUUUGGGAUAUGAAACGCUAGUCGGCGAGGGGGGUAUCACCCUGAGUGGUGGCCAACGUCAGCGUCUCGCCAUCGCUCGCAGUAUCGUCAGCCAACCUCCUAUCCUGAUCCUCGAUGAAGCGACCAGCUCUAUUGAUGUUCGCGGGGAAAAGAUCGUGCAGGCAGCCCUGGACCGGGUCUCGAAAGAUCGCACCACGAUCAUGAUAGCCCAUCGCUUGUCGACCGUGAGACGGGCGGAUCGAAUUAUUGUUAUGAAAGAUGGGACAAAGAUGGAGGAAGGGACCCACCAGGACCUACUUGCCCAUGAUGGCGUUUAUAGCGGCUUGGUUCACGCGCAGCAGCUGGGUACACUGUCGCUCGACUCAGACGAGCAAGAAGAAUUGCCUACAACGCUGACAUCCAACCUCAAAACAACCGGCUUGGUCGGCCUGACCGAGAAGGAAACUGCAGAGAAUCAACAUCCCGAGAAAAAGCAGAAGAUGAAAGGACUCAGGAGCUUCCUGAAAGUUGGGUCGGAGCAGCGCGCCUCUUGGCCGCUAUUUGUUUUGAUUUUGAUUGCGGCAAUGGCAGCAGGAUCUGGUUUUGCGCUGCAAAGUUGGCUUUUUGCACGCCUCAUUGAAGUCUUUCAAUUCACGGGACAGAAACUAGUCGAUGCUGCGAACUUUUGGGCCUUGAUGUUUUUCAUCCUGGCCCUGGCCAUGUCGGGAUUUUACUUUAUCCUCGGAGUAGGAGCAAACUCCACCUCAGUGAACAUUGCGUCUGUAUACCGCACAGAGUAUUUUGUCAAUAUGCUUGCCAAACCUGUUUCAUGGUAUGACAGCGAUGAAAACGCGUCGGGCUCUUUAAUAUCCCGCCUUUCCACAGACCCUAAACAACUACAGGAGCUGUUUGGCGUCAAUGGCGUCUUCCCGCUGGUAUCGAUCUUCAAUGUCAUAGGGUGCAUAGCUGUCUCCUUCACCUUUGGGCCCAAACUGGCGGCUGUGGCCUUUUUUGCCGCCCUGCCUUUUCUAUUCAUGGCCGCGUACUCGCGAAUUCGCUAUGAAAUGAAGUUUGAAGAACUGAAUGCUGCUGUCUAUGAGGAUAGCUCUCGUUUCGCGACUGAGGCCGUCCGUGCUUUCCGGACAGUUAGCGCACUGACUAUGGAAGAAUCUAUCAUCAAGCGGUAUUCCGACAUGCUCAAUGUACAGCGACGGAAGGCGAUGCGAAAAGCGACCUACUCCACCCUGAUCUUCGCGUUUUCCGAGAGCGUAGAGCUGGCCGUUAUGGCGCUGACAUUUUGGUACGGUGGCCAAUUACUCGCGUCUCGGGAGUACGAUAUGGUGUCCUUCUUUGUUGUUUAUAUCGCCAUCAUUCAAGGUGGCCAAACCGCCGGUCAAUUCUUCAGUUUUGGGCCCAACAUGGCGCAGGCAUCGGCCUCGGCGAACCGCAUUCUGGGCUCCCGGGCGCCGGUUCCCAGCGAGGCCGAACUCUCCAAGGAACCUUUGUCAUUAACGAAGGAGAACUCUCGCGCCGAUAUCCAAUUCAAAAACGUGUCAUUUCGAUACCCGUCGCGAGAUACGCCAACGUUCAUGGAUCUCAACUUGAGCAUCGAAUCAGGCCAGUUUGUGGCCUUUGUCGGGCCCUCCGGGUGCGGGAAGUCCACGAUGAUUUCUUUGCUCGAACGGUUUUACGACGCAACCCGCGGGAAGGUUGAAUUCGGGGGGCGAGACGUUUGCGAGAUCGAACUUUCCUCCUACCGAAUGUCCCUUUCCUUGGUCAGCCAAGAGCCGAAACUCUUUGACGGCACAAUCCGUGACAACCUCAUUCUCGGCCUCGAUCGCCCCGAGGGAACGAUUGAGUCGGAUAUGAUUCAAGCCUGUCAAGACGCCGAAAUCCAUGAUUUCAUUAUCUCUCUUCCGGACGGAUAUUCAACGGAACUGGGCGUCAACGCCCAAACGGCCCUCAGCGGCGGGCAAAAGCAACGACUUUGUAUUGCUCGCGCCCUGAUGCGCAAGCCCUUGCUCCUUCUGCUCGACGAAGCUACCUCCAGUCUGGAUUCGCAGUCCGAGCGAUUAGUGCAGAAUGCGAUGGAGCGGUUGGCGGGCAAACGCAGCAUGACGAUCAUUGCCGUGGCUCAUCGGCUGGCAACGAUCCAGAAUGCGGAUGUGAUAUUUGUCUUUGGCGAGGAAGAGACUGGCAAGGGGUCGCGCAUUGUUGAGAGAGGAACUCAUGCGGACCUUCUGCGUCAGAAAGGCGCAUAUUGGCAGAUGGUAAGAACUAAUCUUUUCCAUCUUUUACUCCGAUGA
Aspergillus steynii IBT 23096 is the source of this 3741-nucleotide messenger RNA. RefSeq names its product ABC transporter ATP-binding protein. NCBI's taxonomy places the organism in Eukaryota, Fungi, Ascomycota, Eurotiomycetes, Eurotiales, Aspergillaceae. Bases 43 to 3741 code for a protein of 1232 amino acids. The transcript has 7 exons. Gene Ontology annotation, cellular component: membrane. Gene Ontology annotation, molecular function: ATP hydrolysis activity; ATP binding; ABC-type transporter activity. The record is from RefSeq and is a predicted model, not a curated record. Gene Ontology annotation, biological process: transmembrane transport.